AUGACACAGACCACCAUGCCGCCGGACCAAGGGUUUCUCUGCGACUGCGGUAAACCAGCAACGAUCCGACAAGCAUGGACCGAUGCAAACCCAGGGAGACGUUUCUACCGCUGCGGCGCCGCGUGGAGAAGCGUUUGCGACUUCUUCCAGUGGCGCGACCUCGAAAAACCACACGGCUGGCAGAAAACAGCUUUACUGGAGGCGCGGGAUGUGAUAAGAGCGCAGAAGGAAACGAUAAAGCUUCUUCAAGAAGCCGCAAAAGAGGAACCGAAAACCGAGGCAGACAUUGCAAAAGAAGAGGGAGAAAGCUCGAUAGAGAAGUUGGAGAAGGAAAACAUAAUCCUUAGGAGUGAACUUCAGUGGCGACGGUCUUCCAUGGAUUAA
Molecule: messenger RNA, 384 nt
Organism: Arabidopsis lyrata subsp. lyrata
Lineage: Eukaryota; Viridiplantae; Streptophyta; Magnoliopsida; Brassicales; Brassicaceae
Exons: 2
Coding region: 1-384 (127 amino acids)
Molecular function (GO): zinc ion binding
Source: RefSeq, a predicted model, not a curated record